AUGUUCUCGACGACGACAAGAAAGUUUGCUUCGGCGACGAAGGAGUACCCGUCCAACACGGCUCGCAAGGUUGAAGCUGAACUUGACGCCGCUUCAUCCUCGGCUUCUGGUUUUUCGACUACCUCUUCCGAUUCCCCUUCUUCUUCCUCGAGCUCCUCCUUCAACAACGCGUCGUCUAACCACUCCUCUAACGCGUUAGACCUUGCUGGUCUCCCUAGAUUGUUCACUUCACCCACGCGUCCGGAUGUGUACUACCACCUGCAGGUCCCGCCUACGCCGUUUUCGGCUACGGAGGGUGUGUACGCUGUUAGUUUUUUGGAUGAGCCUGGUGUUGUGAGGGAGGUUGAUGGUGUUGUUGUUGGCUGGGUUGGUGUUGGUGGUGUUGGUGAGCUAGCGGCUUCCCCUGCUGGAGGUGGGAAGAAAGAAGGCGAGAUCUGGAGGGAGUUUAGAGAGAACCCGGUGUUUAGGUCGCUCCUUCAUGAGACGGUUUAUGCUGCGCUUAGGGAUGGUGUUGAUGAUGUUUGGGUUGGUGCUGCGAAGCAGGUUGGGAGUGGGUGGAUGCAUGUGCAUGACCAGCGUAACCCACCGCCUCUGGGCAGGAUUGGAGACCCGGAUGAUAUUAUUGGGACUGUCCUUGUUGAGGAUGGAGUUGUGAAGGCGGAUACGUACCAGCCUAUGCCUUCGUAUAGGUUUUGGACCAAGGACGGUCUUAUGAUGUUGACGGAUGGGUUGAGGGAACGGUUGGUGCAGAGUUGUAGGAGGGUUGGUGGGGCUGGGUGGGUGCAGAGUAAUCCUUGA
This is a messenger RNA of Coprinopsis cinerea okayama7#130, 798 nucleotides long. RefSeq lists its product as hypothetical. The record is from RefSeq and is a predicted model, not a curated record. Bases 1 to 798 code for a protein of 265 amino acids. The transcript is spliced from 3 exons. NCBI's taxonomy places the organism in Eukaryota, Fungi, Basidiomycota, Agaricomycetes, Agaricales, Psathyrellaceae.